Messenger RNA from Acanthosepion pharaonis, 2415 nucleotides. The record is from the annotation of a GenBank genome assembly. Lineage: Eukaryota; Metazoa; Mollusca; Cephalopoda; Sepiida; Sepiidae.
AUGUUCGCACCCCUUUCAAACCAUCAACCAGCUCUCGUGCCCCAUUCAAACCAUCAACCAGCUCUCGCACACCUUUCAAACCAUCAACCAGUUCUCGCGGCCCAUUCAAACCAGCAACCAGCUCUCGCGACCCAUUCAAACCAUCAACCAGCUCUCGCGCCCAAUUCAAACCAUCAACCAGUUCUCGCGCCCCAUUCAAACAAUCAACCAGCUCUCGCACCCCAUUCAAACCAUCAACCAGUUCUCGCGCCACAUUCAAACCAUCAACCAGCUCUCGCACCUCUUUCAAACCAUCAACCAGUUCUCACGCCCCAUUCAAACCAUCAACCAGCUCUCGCGCCCCAUUCAAACCAUCAACCAGCUCUCGCACCCCAUACAAACCAUCAACCAGCUCUCGCGCCCCAUUCAAACCAUCAACCAGCUCCCGAGCCCCAUUCAAACCAUCAACCAGCUCUCGCGACACCUUUCAAACCACCAACCAGUUCCCGCGCCCCAUUCAAACCAUCAACCAGCACCCGCGACCCAUUCAAACCAUCAACCAGCUCCCGCGCCCCAUUCAAACCAUCAACCAGCUCCCGCGCCCCAUUCAAACCAUCAACCAGUUCCCGCGACCCAUUCAAACCAUCAAUCAGCUCUCGCGCCCCAUUUAAACAAUCAACCAGCUCUCGCGCCCCAUUCAAACCAUCAACCAGCUCCCGCGACCCAUUCAAACCAUCAACCAGCUAUCGCGCCCUAUUCAAACCAUCAACCAGCUCUCGCGCCCCAUUCAAACCAUCAACCAGCUCCCGUGCCCAAUUCAAACCAUCAACCAGUUCCUGCGCCCAAUUCAAACCAUCAACCAGCUCCCGCACCCCUUUCAAACCAUCAACCAGCUCUCUCGCCCCAUUCAAACCAUCAAUCAGCUCUCGCGCCCCAAUCAAACCAUCAACCAGUUCCCGCGCCCUAUUCAAACCAUCAACCAGCUCCCUCGCCCCAUUCAAACCAUCAACCAGUUCCCGCGCCCCAUUCAAACCAUCAACCAGCACCCGCGCCCCAUUCAAACCAUCAACCAGCUCCCGCGACCCAUUCAAACCAUCAACCAGUUCCCGCGCCCCUUUCAAACCAUCAACCAGCUCUCGCGCCCCUUUCAAACCAUCAACCAGCUCCCGCGACCCAUUCAAACCAUCAACCAGCUCUUGCGCCCCAUUCAAACCAUCAAACAGCUCUCGCGCCCCAUUCAAACCAUCAACCAGCUCCCGCGCCCCAUUCAAACCAUCAACCAGCUCUCGCGACCCAUUCAAACCAUCAACCAGCUCUCGCGCCCCAUUCAAACCAUCAACCAGCUCCCGCGACCCAUUCAAACCAUCAACCAGCUCUCGCGACCCAUUCAAACCAUCAACCAUCUCUCGCGCCCCAUUCAAACCAUCAACCAGCUCUCGCGACCCAUUCAAACCAUCAACCAGCUCCCGCGCCCCAUUCAAACCAUCAACCAGCUCUCGCGCCCCAUUCAAACCAUCAACCAGCUCUCGCGACCCAUUCAAACCACUAAUCUGUUAUCGCUCCCCUUUCCGAACUGAUAAAAAGCAAUAUUUAUCUCAUGUUAGGAGAUACAUUUGGCGUGCUCUUUUCUCUUUCAGACAUGGACUGUCACCAUUCUCCUCCCACUCUUAUUUUCUUUAUUCUCUUCCUUACACUCUUGUUAUUUUCCUCUUCUUAUUUAGUCCCCCUCUUUACGUUUCUCCUUUCGCCAAGCGAUUUUUCUCCUCUUCUUUUCUCUAUUUCCUUUCUCUUUCGCGUCUUUAUUUUUCAAAGCCUGAUGAUUCUCUUUCAUUUUCCUUGCCCUUUCAAUACCGGAUUAUCUUUCUUUUUCCUUCUCCUCGCAACUCCGGAUUCUCUUUCUUUUUCUUUCUGCUUUCACAACUUGAUUUUCUUUCUUUUUUUCCUCAUCAGUUCAAACGCCUAUUUUUUCUUUCUUUUUCCUUCUCAUUUCAAAACCAUGUUCUUUUUCCUUCUCCUUUCAACACCGGAUUCUCUUUUUUUUUUUUUUUUCUUAUACAUUCAACGCUGGAUUCUGUCUUUUUCCUUCGCCUUUCAAAACUUGAUUCUCUUUCUGUUUCCUUCUCCUUCAACACCAGAUUUUCCUUCUUUUUCUUUCUUCUUCCAAUGUCUGGUUCUUUUUUUUUUUUUUCUUUUCCUUGCAACGCCGGAUUCUCUUUCUUUUUCCUCUUCAUUUCAACGUCUGAUAUUCUUUUUCCUUCCCUUUUCAAAACACGAUUUUCUUUCUUUUUCCUCUCCUUUCAACGCAGGAUUCUUCUUCUUUUUCCUGCUAUUUUCAACGACGAAAUUUCUUUCUUUUUUAUCUAUAUUCGACGCCAGAUACUCCUCCUUUUCCCUUCUUUCAAAGCCUCAUUCCCUCUCUUAUUCCUCCUCCUUUGA